Myripristis murdjan (pinecone soldierfish) is the source of this 2723-nucleotide messenger RNA. RefSeq names its product podocalyxin-like 2 (gene podxl2). Lineage: Eukaryota; Metazoa; Chordata; Actinopteri; Holocentriformes; Holocentridae. Gene Ontology annotation, biological process: leukocyte tethering or rolling. The transcript is spliced from 13 exons. The record is from RefSeq and is a predicted model, not a curated record. Bases 92 to 2278 code for a protein of 728 amino acids.
CCAUGAGGACGGCGUUUUCUUGACGGCUUCCAUUCAAAUCUCCAACCAUCUGCAGCCGAAAUCUCUGUAAUCUUCAACCAGAGCUGAGAGGAUGUCCACUGCCGCAGACAUGCCAGGCCUGCUCCUCAUCACACUGACUGCUCUUCUGGCCAGCUGUGCCGCUUUCAGGGUCAGUCCCGCUGAACGUGUCAUACCCUUCAGCCCUCCUGUGGCCCGGCUGGUCCAGGAUGAAGGCCCCGCCCGCCCACGUUUCAUCCAGGAUUUAGCCACACCAGAACGCGGUCUCGGCUCGGUCCGGGAAUUAGUCCGAGCCCAGCCUCAUUUGGUCCAUGACAUCAGCCGGCCCCAGAUUCAUGAAACGUCCCGUUCCCAGUCCAAGAUGGACUCAGCCAACUCCUCUCAGUCAAAUCCAGCACCGUCCUCUGCCAGCCAGGAUGUAGCCAGCCCCCGCGCCAUCAUGGACGACAACCUGGAUGUGGAGGAUGACAUGGAGCGUAUGGUCCAUCUGACAUCGCCCCUGGAUGUGGAGCGCUACCAGGGGCAGCCAGCCUCUUCAGACCCAGACACGGGGCUCCAUGGUGGGCCCGGAGCGGCCGAUGCCUCCCUGGAGGCCUCUGGCUUCUAUGGCAUGGACACAGAGGACAGAGGAGAGGAGGCAGGAGAGGACAGAGACAGAAGAGGGGGAGAGGAGAGAGGAGAGGAGGAGUGGGAGAAAGACGGACGAGAGGAGAAGGAGAGAGGAGGUGCGACACGAGAGGAAAGAGAGCGGAGAGAAGGGACAGAUGUCCAGGUCCGGGGGGAUGCAGAGGCCAACCACACAACACCAGAUCUCGAUGCUCUGAUUGGUUACAGUCCAUCCUUCCACACUUCCAGCUCCAGUCCAGCAGAGGGGCGUGAUCCUGGAACAGAUAGGACCAGGACGCCCCUCGUCCCAGAGGUGGCUCCUUUAGAGAGAGAGCUGUGGGAGGCAGAGGGGGAAGAGGAGGGUCAGGCCAGUGGUUAUGGAGUUUUCCACUCCUCCAUCACAACGACCACCACCACCACCACGACCGCCACCACUGCUGCCGCCGCCGCCACUGCCGCUGCUGCUGUUACUGCUGCUAAUGGAGACGUAGCAGGAACCGCCGUCCCUGAGACUGACACAGGCACAGACUUUGGCCUGCUGGGAGACUAUGCAAAAGGGGAGCUAGAGGAUGAGGAGACAGAGAGGGAAGAAGAGGAAGAGGCAGGGAUGACACAUCUGUGUCUAUAUACCCAGAAUCCCACAGCACCAGAAGUGGGCAUGGCUCCUAGCAGGGAGCCGCUGCAGCCCAGCAUGGAGGAAGAAGGAGACAAGGAGCAAGGGAUUAGACUGAAAAACAAAGAUGAAGAGGAGGAAGAGGAAUGGAGAAAGAUGGAGAGAGAGGAAAUAAGACACAUGGUGCCUGUCAGCACAGAUCCCGCCCCCACCGUCGGCUUCACCGACAUGUCCUGGGACUGGCUGGAGAAGACCACGCCCCUGCAGGCCCAGAGGUCAGAGGUCAGGGGAGGUGGGGUGACAGAGGUCUUCCUGCCAGGGGGCGACCUUGAGGAGGCGCAGCAGGUAGUGUGUAUAGACUGGAGCGAGCUGGUCGGACGGGGUUACGUUAUCCUGAACAUGACUGAAAACCUCAGCUGUGAGGAGUUCCGUGCAAACCAGGGGGUGCAGCUGUUGGAGAUCAUGGAGCGGGUGUUUGCUAGAAGAAUGAACAGCCCUGAGGGAUCAUGGGUACUCUACCUUAGCAAGCCGACACACCAUCAACAUCAGCUGCUUAUGAAUGUGGCGUCUGAACACGGAGUGAUCGAUACCAAGGAUGUGCUGGGCAUGCUGGGAGAGAUCAGGAAAAGUUUAUACAAGGUGGGCAUUCAGAACUACAGUGCAGCCAGUAGCUGCCAGUCUCGGCCCAGUCAGACCCGCAGCGACUACGGCAAGCUGUUUGUCGUGCUGGUGAUCAUCGGCUCUGUCUGUAUGGUCAUCAUCACAUCUGGACUCAUAUACAUCUGCUGGCAGAGACGACUGCCUGCAACUAAGACCAUGUCCCGCGCUGAGGAGCUUCACUUUGUGGAAAACGGUUGCCACGACAACCCCACACUGGACGUGACUAAUGACAGCCAACCUGAGAUGCAGGAGAAGAAGCCGAGCACCAAUGGGCUCGCAGGGGGCGGGGAAAGGGCCGGGGAGGACAACAGUCGCUGGCAGGUAUUUGUCAACCAGGCAGGAAGUGAGGAGGAAGAGGAGGAGCAAGACACACAUCUCUGAUGGACAGAGGAGAAGAAGGAGCGAACUGAAGAGAAGAAUGGACAUCUUUGAUAGGCAGGUGAUAGGUGGAGCGUAGAGAGAAGAGGAGGAGGACAAAGACACUACUGAGGAGCAGAGGAGUGACGGGGGGGAGAAACAACUGAUGACAGAGGAGAGGAAAGAACAGGAUGGAAGAAAAGAUGUGGAGAGAUGAGAACCAAGAAAGGAGAGGAAGAGAAAAAGGGGGAGAGAGAAAAGACAGAAAUAGUUCUUGGGUGUGAAAAGCCUUGAAAGGUAAAAGCCUGAAUGAAAGAUGUGUCGUCCAAUCAGAUGAAAGCUAGAGUUAUACCUAGGAGGAGCAUGGCAGGGGCAUGAUGGGAAAUCAGACAUUUGGGUGUACACUUAGCUGCUUUUAUUGUGAGUCAGAACAAACACGCCUCUGAUUUUGGUUUCAUCUUUACACAUC